CGUCAUUGACCCACGCCCUGGUGACGUGCUGACAUCACGAGGCCUGGUUGGAAAGAGGAAGAAGAAAUAACAACAACAGCAGUUCUGCUGGGCGAGUGACAGCGAGAGAGAAAAUUACGAGACUAGUUGAAUCCUGUUAAUUGCCAUAGAAUUUGUAAUAUCAGUUGCUUUUAUUAUUCAGCGCAAAUAUGUCUUUGUUGGGGAAGUUAUUUGGCGCUGGAGGUAAAGGUGGGAAAUCUGCUAGCCCUCAGGAGGCGAUCCAGCGACUUCGAGACACUGAGGAAAUGUUGACGAAGAAACAGGACUUUUUGGAGAAAAAGAUUGACCAGGAACUCAUUACUGCGAAGAAGAAUGGAACAAAAAAUAAAAGAGCUGCUCUGCAGGCAUUAAAACGGAAGAAGCGGUACGAGAAGCAGCUGGGCCAGAUCGAUGGCACGCUGUCCACCAUCGAGUUCCAGAGGGAGGCGCUAGAGAACGCCAACACCAACACCGAAGUGCUGAAGAACAUGGGCUUUGCUGCCAAGGCCAUGAAGGCAGCCCAUGAAAACAUGGACAUAGACAAAGUGGACGACUUAAUGCAGGACAUCACAGAGCAGCAGGAGCUGGCACAAGAAAUCUCUGACGCUAUUUCUAAACCCGUAGGGUUCGGAGAGGAAUUUGAUGAAGAUGAUCUCUUGGCGGAAUUGGAAGAACUGGAACAAGAGGAACUAGACAAAAACCUGCUAGAAAUCGCAAGCACAGAGAAUGUACCGCUGCCAAAUGUACCCUCUACAUCCUUACCUGCAAGACCAGCAGUACAGAAGAAGCAAGAGGAAGACGAGGAUGACAUGAAGGAUUUGGAGGCAUGGGCCGCCAACUAGCCACUGCUGUUACUCCAUAGCUGCUAUAGGUGGAAAAGAAAGACUAUGGUUUAGUGUGAUGUGUUUGAGACUUAAAAAAAAAAAAAGACUAAACACAGCUUGACAACCUUUCGCUUACUGUCAAGCUCAAUCUCCUAUAGAGGGGCAAUGGCAUAUUGUAACUUUCUCCACCAAAAGCCCCAAAUCUCUGGAGCAACCAAACAGAAAAGGCUAAUUUAAAAAUGUGUUUUUCUGUGCAUCCCUCACCUUGUUUUCAUCUGUAACGCAUUGUUGCAUUUCCUCCUUCUCUUAGCCCACAAAAUAUAUUUUGAAGAGAAAGUAUAAAAAUGACUCCUCAAAUCCUCCAUGAAGAAUUUCUAAUACCUCAUACCGUUAAUGUGUAGUGCAACAAGAUAUUACAAUAUUCUGUAUUCUUUUUUGUUGUUUAUACACAAUAUCAGUCAUGUGUUCAAAUGGCAAUCAGCUGUUCUUGAAUCUGUUUGUAAAAAUAUGCACUUAAAAUACACCUAUUUUACAUGAUAUUUAUUAAUAUCAAUUUCCAGCGUGGAGAAUUUGAUUCCCAUUUGCAGGGCUGUUGGGUUUAAAUGAGCUUUUGGCUGGAUUUAUUGAACUAUAUCAUGAGUAUCCUUCCAGAUACUCUGGCUUUCACACAGGCAGAUAACUAUGAGGAAAACUCCACAUGGUGUCCUUGAAAUUCUUCUCUGCGUAAUGGUUCACACGUAUCUUUGAAGUGAAUGAAUCUAACCGAACCUACAACUAGUUACAUUUUGCAAACACAAUGACAAUUCUCUUGAAAUAUGUUUGUGCUAUAUCUGUUCUGGUUUGUGUAACUGAAGUGACUGUGUGAGUGACAGUAUGCGCACCUCUAUGAGGUUGUUUGUUCAUUUUCAUCUUUAAGAGACAUUAACACUAGAGGAGGUUUUAAAAAGUUGUUUAUUAGGGUUUGGCUUUUCAGAGUUAUGUAUUUUUUUGUUUAAUGAUAUGCUGUUGUGUGUAGGAAGAGAUAAUUGAUUGUAUUUAAACUCUAGGCAGUCAGGUCUAUUUAACAUCAUGUCUUUUCUGAGUUUGUGAACUUACCCCACUAUUUUAUAGUUCACCGUGGUGCUUGAUGUUUUCAAAUUUAAAUGUUUCUUCUUUCUUUUUUUCUGUCUAAAUUUAACUAAUGUGGUAUGACUGCAUUUGUUAUGUCUGACAUGGUCUGUGUGUUUGUAUAAGGGGCUGUUUUUUGCAGUCUGGUUCCUAUUUUUGUUUGGUCUGUCUUCCUACCCUGCCUAUCACAACUUGCCCUUGUUCUAAUGGUAUGCCUAAAUUAAACCUUUUGACAAACGUG
This is a messenger RNA of Oncorhynchus kisutch (coho salmon), 2190 nucleotides long. RefSeq names its product charged multivesicular body protein 4b. Gene Ontology annotation, biological process: late endosome to vacuole transport via multivesicular body sorting pathway; vesicle budding from membrane. The record is from RefSeq and is a predicted model, not a curated record. Gene Ontology annotation, cellular component: multivesicular body; ESCRT III complex; cytoplasmic side of plasma membrane. NCBI's taxonomy places the organism in Eukaryota, Metazoa, Chordata, Actinopteri, Salmoniformes, Salmonidae. The transcript has 5 exons. Bases 189 to 860 code for a protein of 223 amino acids.